AUGGCUCCAGUUCUUAAGCACUUGUUCUUCCGGCGUGACUUCGACCCGGGGGCUGUAAGCGCUGCUUUCGCGGAAGAAUGGUCAAGCCCAUCUAAUUAUGCCUUUACUAUCCUUCUCUUGAUCGGAGGUGAUUUAGUCCAUCGCGCUCUCGCCCAGUUGGCUGGGGGUUGGGUUACCCCAGUCGCGUUCUCAUUCGGUUGGGUUUCUUAUGCGACAUCCUCGAUCUGUUCGUCGCUCGGCGAGUACAGACUGAUGCCCGACGCCGACACUCCCUGCAGCGUGAUCAACGGCAAGAAUGGGUAUGUCCGAGGAAACAACUCCUGGGUCCUUGGGCGAAUGAUGCGAGACUACGAGUACUGGAUGGGGAGAGCAGUUCAAGAGAAAACAGAGUCUCUGAUCCAGGCUCGCUGGAAAUUCGACCAACAGCGUGAGGAGAGAGAAGCCCCCGGAUCGGGCUCCCAAGUGCCUCGUCCUUCCCAGGCCGGGUUAGUGGUCAGUUUCUGGCAGCCAAGCACCAAGAUACCGCACGGCGAGCCCGGCCACGAUCUGCUCCAUUGGUCGGGUCUCAUCGUCACGGUGCUCCAGCUGGGAAUCGCCGCUAUCCCAUUGGGCCUUAGCGGCGACUGGGGCAUCCUGAUGAUCACCGCGGCGGCCAUCAUUCUGUGCUACACUACCGGGGCGCUGACGCAGUGGAAGGUCGAGAAAUGGGCCUGUCGCCGCCUGAACAUGCGGGAGAAGAAGAACUUUAUCCUGACGCGUGGGAACGGGUCCCAGCAUGCAAUCGCCAUCAUCAGCGGCGGCCACGGGCUGGACCUUGAGGACCUGGCAACAGGGUUUGCGAAGAUUGACAGCCCAACGAUCACCGUCUUCGCGCAGCUCGCCACUAUUGGCCUAGGGAUCAUGUGGGUUGCGCUCCUGAUUACGGCAUCCGCUCUACAGGAGAAUUCAUGGUACUUGAUUGCCGUUGGGGGUAUAGGAAUGCUGCAGAAUAUCUUCGUCGCAGGCUGGAAGCGGACACCCAGUGCAUACGGCGUCCCGCUGGAGUUUAUCGAUGUCGUGGGCGAAGUCAAAGUCAUGCAGACUCUGAUGGAAGUGGAAAGGAGAUAUGAGAAGCUGGGGAAGAGCCUACUAGGCACAUUCUUCCCAGGCGACCUACGGGAAAAUGAAGUGAAAGAGUGGGAGGCCAUCGCACAGGAGUGGAGGGAGAAGAAGUCCGCGACUGUCAAGACUGAUCGCUGA
This is a messenger RNA of Aspergillus clavatus NRRL 1, 1239 nucleotides long. RefSeq lists its product as uncharacterized. The record is from RefSeq and is a predicted model, not a curated record. NCBI's taxonomy places the organism in Eukaryota, Fungi, Ascomycota, Eurotiomycetes, Eurotiales, Aspergillaceae. The coding region runs from base 1 to 1239 and encodes 412 amino acids. The transcript has 2 exons.